Messenger RNA from Auanema sp. JU1783, 1827 nucleotides. NCBI's taxonomy places the organism in Eukaryota, Metazoa, Nematoda, Chromadorea, Rhabditida, Rhabditidae. The record is from the annotation of a GenBank genome assembly.
AUGGCUCAAAUCGUGCGUCAGAGUAAAUUCAGACAUGUUUUCUGUAAACCAGUAAAGCAUGAGAAUUGCAUGUCUGAUAUUAAGGUAACUGAGAUUACGUGGGAUUCAUUAUUUUGCGCUGUAAACCCGAAGUUCAUCGCGUUCAUUAAUAAAGGAGCCGGUGGUCCGUUUAUGGUUAUCCCAGUAAAAAAGAUUGGUCGAGUGGAUAAGGACUAUCCAUUUGUUGAUGCUCAUAAGGCCCCUUGUCUUGAAGUAGCUUGGAGUCCUUUCAAUGACAACGUGAUUGCUUCGUGCUCUGAAGAUACCACAGCAAAAGUCUGGCUUAUUCCUGACAGAGGCUUGUCCAGAAACUUGUCUGAGCCUGCCGUAGAAUUAUGUGGUCACCAAAAGAGAGUUAAUACGCUCGCUUGGCAUCCCACAGCCAAUAACAUUCUGCUAACUGCUGGUGGUGAGAACAAACUGCUUAUGUGGAAUGUGGGAACUGGUGAAGCUUUGCUCGAGAUUGCUGGACACCCAGAUAUGAUCUGGAGCAUCAGUUUCAACUAUGACGGAAGUCAAUUCGUCACUACUUGCAAGGACAAAAAAAUUAGAAUUUUGGAUUCUCACACUGGUGACGUACUUAGUGAAGGAGUUGGUCAUGAAGGCGUCAAGCCACAAAAAGCCAUUUUUGUACGGGACGGAAGAAUUCUGACUACUGGAUUCACAAAACGAUCUGAACGUCUUUAUGCCUUAAGAGAUGCUAGUAAUCUAUCCGAGCCUUUGGUAGAAGAAGAAUUAGAUACUUCCAAUGGAGUUCUAUUCCCAUUGUACGAUGAAGACACAGGACUUGUUUAUCUUGUCGGAAAGGGAGAUUGUGCUAUUCGUUACUAUGAAAUCAACCAGGAGUACCCCUUUGUUCAUUAUAUUAAUACUUACACAACCAGUGAGCCCCAACGUGCCGUAGGUUUCCAAAACAAGAGAGGUGUUUCAAGUGAGGAGAACGAAGUGGUCAGAUUAUAUAAACUCACAACAAAAGGUGUUGUAGACAUUCUCCAAUUCUUCGUUCCGAGAAAAUCUGACUUGUUCCAGUUUGAUCUCUAUCCCGAUACUCGUUCAACUACACCAGCGCUCACAGCUGAAGAAUUUAUAGAAGGAAAAACUGCUCCACCCGUUUUGGCCCCCGUCAAUGCGGCAGCUGCUCAAGCCAAGCCUAAAGUUACGGUCGCCAAAAAAGCUAAUAUUCUCAGUGGUCUUGCUCCCACCCAAGCAGCUGACUCAGCACCACAGAGCUACGCUGAACAAACUCAAGCUGCCUCACCCCGACCGUCUUCACAAGCUCAAUCACGGCCUUCAUCUCAAGCUCAAUCACGCCCAGCUUCUCAAGCACAACGCAGACCUGUCAUAGAUGACGACAUGGGAAUUGUUCCCAUGAGCCAACCCGCAUCCCAACGUCCUCCAUCAUCCAGAUCAACUAAAGAAGAAGAAGUUGAAAAACCAAAUCCCAUGGUUCCAAAACAACAGGUUAACUUGAGACCCAGAGAAGGUCGUGAUGACGGUAAAGGCUUAACUGCUGGUCAAAAAAGAGCUGCAGCCGAGCUUGAUCGCAUCCGACGAGACCAGGCUCGACUACCUGACAGCGAAGACCUUCCUCCCACCUCUUCCGCACAAGCAUCUCCUUCACCCCGCAUGAGUGUCAGUGACAUGGGAUCAUCUGUGCCUACAUGUAUGGAAGAGCUUUUGGCAGAUUUCAUGAAAAUGAAAUCUGUCAUGCGACAGCAUGAAAGACGUAUUCGGAUGUUAGAAGAGGAGAUAGCCGAGCGUAAUAUGAGCAAUGCCUAUUCUUUCUAA